CCGCCGCCGCCGCGCUCGCCGCGCUCGCGGCCGCUCCUGCUGCUGCUGCUGCUGCUGGCCGCCUGCGGGGUGGCGGGGCGCUCCCCCGAGCCCGGGCGCCUGGGUCCCCGCGCACUGCUGACCCGGGCGCCGCCGAGCACGCCCGCGGGGCGCGCGCUGCCUGGCGGCGGCGAGGACACACAGGCGCGCGGCGCGGAGCCCGGCGCCCCGGGUCUCGGUCCCGCUCCGGGUCCCGGCGGGGACGGCGCCCCCGCCGCGGGCCGGGGGCGCCGGACGCGGGCGGCGCCCGUGGCCGGAGCGGCUUCGCGGGCGCAGGUCUCGCUCAUCAGCACGUCGUUCGUGCUCAAGGGGGACGCGACGCACAACCAGGCGAUGGUACACUGGACGGGCGAGAACAGCAGCGUGAUCUUGAUCCUGACGAAGUAUUACCAUGCAGACAUGGGGAAGGUUCUGGAAAGUUCUCUGUGGCGGUCCUCGGACUUCGGGACGUCCUACACCAAGCUCACGCUCCAGCCCGGUGUCACCACGGUCAUCGACAACUUCUACAUUUGCCCGACGAACAAGAGAAAGAUCGUCCUGGUGAGCUCCUCGCUCAGCGACCGGGACCAGAGUCUGUUCCUCAGCACGGACGAGGGGGCCACCUUCCAGAAGCAGCUCAUCCCCUUCUCAGUGGAAACGCUGAUUUUCCACCCCAAGGAGGAGGACAAGGUCCUGGCCUACACCAAGGAGAGCAAGCUCUACGUAUCAUCGGACCUGGGGAAGAAGUGGACACUUCUGCAGGAGCAAGUGACCAAAGACCACAUGUUCUGGGCUGUGUCUGGGGUGGACGCCGACCCUGACUUGGUCCACAUGGAAGCCCAGGACCUUGGAGGAGGGUUUCGCUAUGUCACCUGCCAGAUCCACAACUGUUCCGAGAAGACGCUGACGGCUCCGUUCCCAGGCCCCAUUGACCACAGUUCUCUGACCGUGCAGGACGAUUACAUCUUCUUUAAGGCAACCUCAACAAACCAGACCAAAUACUACAUCUCUUAUCGUCGCAGUGAAUUUGUCCUGAUGAAGCUGCCGAAGUAUGCACUGCCAAAGGACCUGCAGAUCAUCAGCACGGACGAGAGCCAGGUGUUUGUAGCGGUGCAGGAGUGGUACCAGACGGACACCUACAACCUGUACCAGUCGGACCCUCGCGGCGUGCACUACGCGCUGGUGCUGGAGGACGUGCGCAGCUCCCGGCAGGCGGAGGAGAGUGUGGUCAUCGACAUCCUCGAGGUCCGAGGGGUGAAAGGAGUCUUCCUGGCGAACCAAAAAACCAACGGGAAGGUGGUGACACUUAUAACCUACAACAAGGGCCGCGACUGGGCUCACCUGAGGCCGCCGAGCACGGACAUGAAUGGAAAACCCACCAACUGUGAGCCGCCGGACUGCCACCUCCACCUGCACCUGCGAUGGGCAGACAACCCCUACGUGUCAGGCACCGUGCACACCAAAGACACUGCCCCGGGCCUCAUCAUGGGCGCAGGUAACCUGGGCUCACAGCUGGUGGAAUAUAAGGAAGAAAUGUACAUCACGUCAGACUGCGGCCAUACCUGGCGGCAGGUGUUCGAGGAAGAGCACCAUGUCCUCUACCUGGACCACGGCGGCGUGAUCGCGGCUAUCAAGGAUACCUCCAUCCCCUUGAAGAUCCUCAAGUUCAGCGUGGACGAGGGCCUCACCUGGAGCACGCACAACUUCACCAGCACCUCCGUGUUUGUGGACGGGCUGCUGAGUGAGCCGGGGGACGAGACGCUGGUCAUGACGGUCUUCGGCCACAUCAGCUUCCGGUCUGACUGGGAGCUGGUCAAGGUGGACUUCCGUCCCUCGUUCUCCAGGCCGUGCAGGGAGGAGGACUACGGCUCCUGGGACCUCACCGACCUGAAGGGCGACCGCUGCAUCAUGGGCCAGCAGAGAAGUUUCCGGAAGAGAAAGUCCACGUCCUGGUGCAUCAAGGGGCGGAGCUUCACGUCGGCGCUCGAGUCCCGGGUGUGCAGGUGCCGGGAGUCGGACUUCCUCUGUGACUACGGAUUUGAGCGCUCCCCCUCCUCGGAGUCUGAUGCCAGCAAGUGCUUUGCCAGCUUCUGGUUUAACCCCCUGUCCCCGCCAGACGACUGUGUCCUGGGCCAGACCUACAGCAGCAGCCUCGGGUACCGGAAGGUGGUGUCCAACGUGUGUGAGGGCGGUGUGGACCCUCGGCAGAGCCCCGCGCAGCUGCAGUGCCCGCUCACGCCGCCCCGGGGCCUGCAGGUCAGCAUCCGCGGCGAGGCAGUGGCCGUGCGGCCCAGAGAGGACGUCCUGUUCGUGGUGCGGCAGGAGCAGGGUGAUGUCCUGACCACCAAGUACCAAGUGGACCUGGGGGACGGCUUCAAGGCCGUGUACAUGAACCUCACACUGACCGAGGAGCCCAUCCGGCACCGCUACGGGAGCCCCGGUGUCUACCGCGUGUCCGUCAGGGCGGAGAACGUGGCUGGGCAUGACGAGGCCGUUCUCUUUGUCCAGGUCAACUCCCCCCUCCAGGCCCUCCACCUCGAAGUGGUUCCCGUGGUCGGCAUCAAUCAGGAGGUGAACCUCACAGCUGUGCUGCUGCCCCUGAACCCCAACCUCACCGUCUUCUACUGGUGGAUCGGCCACAGCCUGCAGCCCUUGCUCUCCUUGGAGAACUCCGUGACCACGCAGUUUGCAGACACGGGGGACGUGCGCGUGACGGUGCAGGCGGCCUGUGGAAGCUCAGUGCUGCAGGACUCCAAGGUGGUCCGCGUGCUGGACCAGUUCCAGGUGGUGCCUCUGCAGUUUUCCAAGGACCUGGACGCACACAAUCCCAACACCCCUGAGUGGAGAGAAGACGUGGGCCUGGUGGUGACCCGCCUGCUUUCCAAGGAGACCAGUGUCCCUGAGGAGCUGCUGGUGACCGUUGUAAAGCCGGGACUGCCCACCUUGGCCGACCUGCAUGUGCUGCUGCCCCCUCCCAGGCCCACAAGGAAGAGGAGCCUCCCCAGUGACAAGAGACUCACUGCCAUCCAGCAGGUGCUGAAGGCACAGAAGAUCAGCUUCCUUCUGCGGGGCGGGGUCCGGGUCCUGGUGACCAUGAGGGACACGGACACAGACUCGCAAAGGCUGGGAGGCACUGGCGGCUACUGGGCAGUGGCGGUCCUCUUGGUCAUCGGACUCUUCGCGGUGGGCGCGUUCAUCCUCUACAAGUUCAAAAGGAAACGCCCCGGGAGGACCGUGUAUGCCCAGAUGCACAAUGAGAAGGAGCAGGAAAUGACGAGCCCCGUGAGCCACGGCCAGGGCGUCCAGAGCGUCAUCCAGGGGAAUCACUCCGGCGUGGUCCUGAGUAUCAACUCCCGAGAGAUGCACAGCUACCUGGUGAGCUGA
Messenger RNA from Odobenus rosmarus divergens (Pacific walrus), 3402 nucleotides. RefSeq names its product sortilin-related VPS10 domain containing receptor 2 (gene SORCS2). Gene Ontology annotation, cellular component: membrane. The annotation marks the transcript as partial. The transcript has 27 exons. The record is from RefSeq and is a predicted model, not a curated record. Gene Ontology annotation, molecular function: protein binding. Lineage: Eukaryota; Metazoa; Chordata; Mammalia; Carnivora; Odobenidae.